AUGAAACAAAUCAUUAUUUUAGCUAUUAUUGUAUUACUUGGCAUGGUUGCUUGCAUUCAAGCAGAGUUGACCGAUGUCAAAAAGAUUGAACAUGCUAGAAAGCUUUUGAGGGAUGGUGACCUUCAAGAAGUCCAUGUCAUGGGAAGAAUCAGAAAAACUCAAAAAGAAUAUAAUCCACAUUACUCUUUCCAUCUCGACCCAGAUACCAUUACCUUUUUCGAUAUGGCCAUUGAAGUAUGUGAUGCUACUCUUCAAUACACUGAGGAAUAUCUCGAUGAAGCUUGUGGCCCUUUCCUUCCAGGUUGUUUCUUCUGUCCAUGGACAUCCGUAUUGACCAGAGAAGUCAAACCAUAA
This is a messenger RNA of Cavenderia fasciculata, 354 nucleotides long. RefSeq lists its product as uncharacterized. NCBI's taxonomy places the organism in Eukaryota, Evosea, Eumycetozoa, Acytosteliales, Cavenderiaceae. The transcript has 2 exons. The coding region runs from base 1 to 354 and encodes 117 amino acids. The record is from RefSeq and is a predicted model, not a curated record.